Molecule: messenger RNA, 1491 nt
Organism: Gigantopelta aegis
Lineage: Eukaryota; Metazoa; Mollusca; Gastropoda; Neomphalida; Peltospiridae
Product: double-stranded RNA-specific adenosine deaminase-like
Exons: 10
Coding region: 1-1461 (486 amino acids)
Biological process (GO): RNA processing; adenosine to inosine editing
Cellular component (GO): cytoplasm; nucleolus
Molecular function (GO): double-stranded RNA adenosine deaminase activity; tRNA-specific adenosine deaminase activity; double-stranded RNA binding
Source: RefSeq, a predicted model, not a curated record
AUGCCAAAGGGACACACAAUGACCGCUGGGCCAUGGUCCCUGAUUUCAUCUCAAUAUGGAGACAGGGACCCUGUAAGCGUCCUCAUGGAGUACGGACAGACCAAGGAGGUUACAGUGGAAUUCACGCCAUACACCAAGUCGGGGCCAGAUCAUAAUGCAUGUUUCCACACCGCGUGUAUAGUAGACAAUGUCCAGCAUAUUACGGGCAGCGGUUCCUCAAAGAAACUUGCCAAGAAAGAGGCCGCUGAGAAAGCGCUCAAGACAAUUUACGACAGAGGAAAGAAGAAGUUAAAAGAAGCUAAUUUUGCUAUGAAUGAAGACAUCGACGAGCAGAACGACCUAAUCCACGCCCACAAGAUCUGCAUCCUGGUGCGGGGGGUGUUGGAGCAGGCGGAGGAGACUCAGCUCAUAUACUACAGCAAGGAGAAAAUCUCGGCCGCCAUCGCGCUCGAAAUGCACCACGGGAAAAUCGUCGUCGUUGGGCUCGGAACGGGUAACCGGUGUAUUCUGAGUCCCCACCUUCCCGAUGACGGCAGUAGAAUCAUCCACUCACACGCUGAGAUGAUAGCGAGGCGGGCGUUCGUCAGAUAUUUAUACAAGCAGUUGGAGCGGUAUGUGUCUACGCGCGGACACCACCUGUUUGAACCCAGCGAGACUGGGAAACUCAAACUUCGUGACGACGUCAGACUCCACCUCUACAUCAGCAGACCUCCGUGUGGGGACGCGUCGGCCUUUCCUACCAUUGGAAAUGGGCCAACAAGAAUGAAGGCGUUGCGCAAACAAGGACAGCUGAGGACUUUAAUAGAAGAUGGUGAAGGGGCUAUUCCGACUGAUUCCGACGUACCGCCCUGGGAGAACGGAAACGAACGAAUGCGGGUCAUGACCUGUUCGGACAAAAUAUGUCGCUGGAAUGCACUCGGUCUACAGGGGGCGCUACUGAGCCACUUUCUGGACCCGAUUUACCUUUCCUCCGUCAUUAUAGGAAGUUUCGCUGGUGACCAGAGGGAACACAUCCCCCGCGCUGUGUUCGGCAGACUGAAAAGCGGACACUUUGAGAAGACGCUGCCGUAUCCGUACCGAGUGAACGCCCCUGACAUUUUCUACCCGGAGGAGGACCUGCACGACUCCUACAGCAUCCUCAAGUCGCGCCAGUACCUCGUUAACUGGACGUUCGGGGACGCCGGGGUCGAGGUGCUCGACGGCGUCACCGGCGCCAUGGUCGGAGGGCCAGUAAGCAGCUCCUGUUCGCGAUUAUCUAAAAAGUCGUUCUUCGAUCAGUUCCAUAGUCUGUGUGAGAGGUUCGAAAGACGUGAUCUCGCUGGCCUGACCUACAGCAAGGCGAAGCGCAUGGCACGAGACUACAGCAGGACGAAGGAACAACUCUACGAGCACUUCGAGUCGUGUGGCUAUGGCCCAUGGUAUUCCGUACGAGACAAUUACGACGUGGACGAAUUUCAAUAACUGCAGACACGUCAACACGUUCAUAAGCAG